GAUUGGUCAAGCCUCAGGCAUCCACGGAUUGGACAACGUCCCCGGGAAAGUGAUUUUUGAGAACACAACAACAUCCAAGCACUCACUCACACCAGCAAAGCCACCUGCGUGUUCGAUGACUUCUUCCUGCUAAGACAUGUCCUAGAUCAUAUUUCACAGUUGGCCAGAUUCGGCUUUCUCACGUCUCGAACGACUCCCCUCUCCCCCCCCCCACCCCCUUCCGUAUAUCCGGCAUACCUCAAGUCCCCCAUACCCUUGACCGGACUGACCUCCGAAUUUACUCGCGUUCAAGUAUAUAUAGCGCCAGAGACUGUUCUGGUAUCAUCCUUUCCUUUUCUUUUACCAAUGCCGAGGGCCAGUACGGCCCCCGGAUCCCGACUCCGGUGUCGAAGAGCGUGCGACAGUUGUAAGAGGAGGAAACAAAAAUGCAACGGAGAGCAGCCAUGUACGAUAUGCGUUCAGCGCCGCAAGGAAGCGGAGUGCCACUUUUCGGACAAACCCGCGCGGUUACUCAGGCCGAAUAGCAAUCCCAAGGAGACCAUGCUGCUGAGCGAACACAUGGUGCCCACCCCGCAGCGACAAACCGCGAUGGAGCAUCUCCUCAACUCGCUCGAAGACCAAAGCGCGACUCUCGAACAACAAGCAACAGACGAGGAUAAAGAUGGCGCCGCGCCCGUGCCCAAGGUUGCGCGGCUGCUCCGCGAUGGCCAGGGAAAGUUUAUGUAUAUCGGCGAUUCUGCGAGCUUGUCGUUUCUGCAGAGCGUGCGUCGGAUCGUGUCGUUGUCCAUCGGUCGCUGUGAGUUUACCGAAGAUUCCUCGCGCCAUUCCAUGCUGGAGGCCUUCCAGUGCAGCUCGACCACGCAGAUGGGGCCCUUGGUUCCGCCACCGAGCAACGACGAGGCCCAGCGACUCGUCCGUCAAUACAUGCUUGCGACCCGCCCAUUGCUGGAUUUAUUCGAUCUCGAAGAAUUCCACCCCCGCCUGGCCAAUUGGAUUGGAAAUCCAACCGGAGAUGAGGAUACGGUGAGCUCGAUAUUUUACCUAGUUCUAGCCAUUGGAGCGCAGGUAUCGGAUACCAACCAAACCGUACCGGAGCAAUAUUUUGUCAGCGGCCGGCAGCUGGCUUUUUCGGCCUUCACGGAGACCCCCAGUCUCUAUACUAUUCAGUCCUAUGUGCUGAUUUCCAUGUAUAUGCUCGGCGCCUGUCGUCGGAAUGGGGCGUUCAUGAACCUGGGCAUUGCGUUACGCGCGGCCUAUGCGGUCGGGAUCCAUCGCAAAGACGCCAACGCGCUAUUCUGUGACCGGGAGCGACGGGCUCGAGAACGCGUGUGGAGGAGCCUCCGCAUGAUGGACUUGUUUCUCAGUGCGUCCUUGGGACGUCCCCCCGCGACAUCGGAUUUUGAUUACGACGUACGGGAGGAGGAGGAUACCGUCCGAAAAGACGACCACCCUGACCUUCCACGAAGCGAGCCGUUAUCCUCAACCGUCGUCUCCCUCGCUCGCAUUUUUGAGCGAAUUCUCACCGAGGUCUAUAUGCGACAGGUGGUCUCGAUCCACGUCGCCGAAAAUAUCUCGAACCAACAUCGAGCCUGGGUCAAAAAUCUCCCGGCUGUCCUCCAAAUGCAGACCGAGCGAUUGGAUUCGCAGCGCUUAGAGGAGAGCCUCGCCGCUGCCCAGGUGCUCGGCUCAUAUUACUGGUCGAUCAUUCUUCUAACCCGUCCGUUCCUCAUCUUCUGGGUGUCGCAGUACGUCCGGAACAAACAUGAGGCCCCGGACGGCAGGAGUGGUGGCACUUCUCGUAUUUCACUUUUUGCCGAUGCCUGCGUCUACUCCGCUUUGCGUGGUCUCAGCAUUGUCGACGAUCUGGUGGCCCGCUAUACCACCGCGCUUCCGCGCCGGCUACCAUUUCUCAUCAACUCGGUCUUCAACUCGGCCGUGGUGUUGGGGGCGGCAUUUUUCGCCGAUUACGACAACCUCCUCCCGCUAGAGGAGGGGUUGAACAAGGCCGAGAAGUUUCUGGGGCUCUUCGUGCCACACGACCCCCACGCCUGCCGCUUUUUCCAGAUCAUCAAGUAUCUACGAAAUGCGGUGACCGAGUACGUCCGCCGACGGAACCGCCAAUGGAUGGAACGACGCAGUCGCCAAGUCGAUCAGCUCUUCGGCCAGGUCGGCCCAGCAAGUGAGCCCUCGCCUGCGGCCGCGGACACCAUGUCCUCGCGGCGCCACCAAGCAGAAGCCGCCACCGUCCCAUCGCCUCUCUCCUCUCCCGAUAAAUUCCCCGCAGGCGGCGGUCCUCUGCCUCCCCAUCACCAUGAUAACAACAUCUGGGAUGCGCUGUGCGGUGCCGCAGCCACUGGAACUUUGCCGUAUGACUCGGCCAUUUCUACCCUGACCACAACGGGCAUUCCCGUGGGCGGUUCUCCUCCUCCUCCUCCUCCUCCUGGAGGUCCUGUACCCUCCGGCAUCAGAGUCGAGCCGGGAGGGCAAACGCCUCUUUCAGAUAUGGUUCUGUCAGACAAUGGCCUCUUGUACAUGGCUGAGGAUCUCCCGGUCUUUGGCCUAUGGGAUGACACUUGAUUGUUAUGCGUCCCUAUCCUAUAUUUUUGAUGGUGCUACGACUAUUUAUGACUUUCUUUUGUUUGGGGUGGCCCCGGGCCACAUUGUGUAUAGGAGUAUUAUAUAUGUAUGUAUAUUUGAGGUCAGGCUUGUGUUUAGCACUCCUUGGGAAAUAUAGUAAUGUAAUCUAGUAUGUGAACACCUUAAACCACACACACACACACACACACACAAAUAUAUAUAUACAGACACAAGUACCUUUAAAAGAAA
Molecule: messenger RNA, 2826 nt
Organism: Aspergillus ochraceoroseus IBT 24754
Lineage: Eukaryota; Fungi; Ascomycota; Eurotiomycetes; Eurotiales; Aspergillaceae
Product: putative C6 transcription factor
Exons: 1
Coding region: 346-2577 (743 amino acids)
Biological process (GO): positive regulation of transcription from RNA polymerase II promoter by galactose; DNA-templated transcription
Cellular component (GO): nucleus
Molecular function (GO): RNA polymerase II cis-regulatory region sequence-specific DNA binding; DNA-binding transcription factor activity, RNA polymerase II-specific; zinc ion binding
Source: RefSeq, a predicted model, not a curated record